UUAUUAAUAAUAAGAAUAAUGACACUUGAGAGCAUAGAGUCAAAGAACUACCCGCCAAUUGAAAGUCAUGGUAUCAUUGGCAACAUGUUGACAACGGCUUUGGUGUCAAUACAGGGCGAGAUCAACUUUAUGUGCUAUCCACACUUUGACUCACCGGCAAUCUUCUGCAAACUACUCGAUGCCAAUAAGGGUGGCUUCUGGAACAUCAAACCAAUCUGCAAGGAGUUCAAGACCAAACAAAGUUACUGGCCCGACACCAACGUGCUCCAGACUCGCUUCCUCAUGAAGUCUGCCGUCUGUACCAUCGUAGACUACAUGCCCGUCAUCCAAGGCAAGGGUAUGAGAUGGUUGGUAAGGAAGGUAAAGGUGAUCAGAGGAGACGUGGACUUUGAGAUGAAGUGUUGGCCUACGUUUGACUUUGGAAGGAAGACUCACACGGUGAAGAAGACCACGCAUGGCUACUUGUUGGCGUCCGAAGGUAUAGAGCUCGAGUUGUUGUCCUACUUCCCGCUGUUCCCCAAGGAGAAUGGCGAGAUCGACUGCAAGUUCAGUCUGAAGGAGAAUGAGAGCGCGACAUUCGUCCUCAAGGACCCCGAGCAGGACGUCGACCUGUUCAUGUUCAAGGACCACAAUGGCAGUUGUCGUCGAGAGGAGUACCUCUUCAUGAGCACCAUCGACUACUGGCAGAAGUGGCUGGAGCGAUGCACCUACAAGGGUCGCUGGAGAGAGAUUGUUGAGCGCAGUGCGCUGGUCCUCAAGCUGUUGACCUUCUCGCCGACCGGUGCCAUCGUGGCAGCUCCAACAUGCUCUUUGCCUGAGGACCUUGGAGGUGAGCGCAACUGGGACUACCGCUUCACAUGGAUCCGUGACGCAGCCUUCACCGUGUACGGACUAAUGCGUAUUGGCUUCACAGACGAGGCCAAGCACUUUAUGGACUGGAUCGAGGCGCGUUGCUCCCAGAUCGACUAUGAGAAGUGCGCCAAAGAGGGAACCAUGCCACUCAAGAUCAUGUACAGCAUCAAUGGCAGUGAGAAGAUCCCCGAGGUUUCGCUCCCACAUCUUGAGGGCUACCGCAAGUCGGCCCCAGUGCGCAUAGGUAACGAUGCUGUGAACCAGAAGCAACUGGACAUCUUUGGUGAGAUGAUGGAUUCGGUCUACCUCUCCAACAAGUAUGGCUCACUCGUGUCUUACGACUUCUGGACUCAUCUCCAUCGCAUCAUCGAGUGGGUGUGCGACCAUUGGAACGAGACCGACGAGGGCAUCUGGGAGGUGCGCAGUGGACGACAGCACUUUGUAUACUCCAAGAUCAUGUGCUGGGUGGCCAUCGACCGUGGUCUACGUCUGGCUGACCGUCGCUCGUUCCCCGCGCCCCGCGAGAGGAUUGGCGCGUUCACCCAGUCAUACGGCUCAGAGAGUCUGGAUGCCUCGACGCUCAUCAUGUCGCUCGUGUUCUUCAUGGCGCCCAACGACCCGCGCCACAUCCAGACCUUGGAGAACAUCCUUUCGUCCACCUGA
Messenger RNA from Acytostelium subglobosum LB1, 1515 nucleotides. RefSeq lists its product as hypothetical. The record is from RefSeq and is a predicted model, not a curated record. Lineage: Eukaryota; Evosea; Eumycetozoa; Acytosteliales; Acytosteliaceae. Gene Ontology annotation, biological process: carbohydrate metabolic process. Gene Ontology annotation, molecular function: hydrolase activity, hydrolyzing O-glycosyl compounds. The transcript is spliced from 3 exons. The annotation marks the transcript as partial.